Molecule: messenger RNA, 1086 nt
Organism: Trematosphaeria pertusa
Lineage: Eukaryota; Fungi; Ascomycota; Dothideomycetes; Pleosporales; Trematosphaeriaceae
Product: purine nucleoside permease
Exons: 1
Coding region: 1-1086 (361 amino acids)
Biological process (GO): transmembrane transport
Cellular component (GO): endoplasmic reticulum
Source: RefSeq, a predicted model, not a curated record
AUGUUCGACCCAGAAGCCGAGAUAUGGUGGGGCAUCCCCGAGUUUGAUCUCCUAGCAAAGAACAUCACCGUUCCCGGGUUCUCUCCACUGUUUCCAGACGCCCACUGUACCGCCAAUGGAGACAUAUGCCAGCUCGUCACCGGAGAAUCCGAAAUCAACGCCGCCGUCACGAUAGCAUCUCUCGUUGCUUCUCCCCAAUUUGACCUGACUUCCACCUACUUCUUCGUCGGAGGUAUUGCUGGAAUCAACCCUGAAGUCGCCACAGUCGCGUCUGUAACUUUCGCUCGCUACGCAGUUCAAGUUGCUUUGCAAUAUGAAUUCGACAUGCGCGAGAUUCCUAGCAACUUUACGACCGGAUACAUUCCACAGGGCAGCACGCGGCCGGACGAGUACCCCCAGUCCAUCUAUGGCACCGAGGUGUUUGAAGUCAAUGAUGCUCUCCGGAAGCUCGCUAUUGGCUUCACUCGGACGGCGACAUUGAAUGACAGCGCGGAAGCCGUGGCGUAUCGCGCAAUGUACAACACAUCAGAUGGACUCUACGCCACUGCCGCCGAAGCUCCUUCAGUAGUUGAGUGCGACGUCGCCACGAGCGAUGUCUACUACAGCGGCAAGCUUCUCGGAGAAUCGUUCGGCAACUACACCACGAUGGUAACCAACGGAACCGGUGUCUAUUGCACCACUGCACAAGAAGACAACGCGACUCUCGAAGCGAUGCUGCGAGCCGCUACCGCCGGUCUUGUCGACUUCUCGCGCAUCAUCAUUAUGCGCACUGCGAGCGACAUGGACAGACCGUAUCCCGGUGAGCCUGCGACGACGAAUCUCUUCUGGGCGAACCAAGGCGCGUUCGAGCCUGCUAUUCAGAACAUCUAUCUCGCGGGGGUGAAGGUAGUUGAGGGAAUUCUUACAGCGUGGGAUGCGACGUUUGCGAAGGGCAUCAACGCGACGAACUAUGUUGGAGACAUCUUCGGAGCGCUUGGUGGAACGCCUGAUUUUGGCCCCGGAGGCGUCUUCGAUGGCAACCCAGUCACUCUCUCACGAAGAGGAAUUGCGAGGCGUAUAUUGAAGCAAACUAAGAUAAGGGGAUAG